AGAGUUAUUAUGCACUAAAAUCUAAAUAUCCUGAACUCCUUAGGCCAACAAAUGUGGAUGAUCCGCAGCUUAGAAAAUUAUUUCAAAUGGGUUGCAUUGUCCCCCUCCCCACACCACUGAAUGAAUGUGGUCCUCGAAUUAUGCUCCUCCAUUGAAGAUGUCAUCUUGUUGGAUGUUCUACUCCAUGAUCUGCUCUUGAUCGAUGAUCCCUAUGCCUGCAUUAAUGGUGUCAUCUAUUUAGUGGACUUGUCAUGUUUUUCGGCCAGUCAUAUUUUACAAUUUUAUCCCAGCAUUCUAAAGAAAUCUCUCACCUACAUGGAAAACUCUCUGCCAUUGCGUGUCAAGGCAAUGGGCCUCAUCAACAUGCCAGCCUUUGCAGAGCAAUUUUGUAAUUUAUUUAUGUCAUUUCUAUCCAAGAAAUUAAGGCAGAGGGUUUUCUUUUGUAGCAAAAAAUUGGAACAUCUUAAGGAGAGAAUUCCCUUGAAAUACUUACCUGAGGACUAUGGUGGCGAAAAUGGCAGCUUGUCGAAUGUGUGUGAAGAUUAUGCGAAAACAUGGGACAAAUAUAGGCAGUUCUUUCAGGAAAAUUCACAAUUUGGUGUUGAGGAACAUUUGCGCCCCGUCAAGAUGAUUAAUGAUGGCAUGUACGGUAUGGGUGGAUCAUUUCGAAAAAUUGAUGUGGAUUAAAAGCACAAAAGAUUUUUUUUUUGGAAAAAAAUUAAAAAUUUGAAUAAAAUUCCGAGAAAAAUAAUCGGAUCUAGACGUCCUAGUCAAAACUAGAAGGAGGGUAGAUAUAAAAAACCUGAGUUAUCAAUUGUCAGAGUUAACCCUUUUCUCUUCCGAUAUAUUCUAUCUUAGUGUAAAAAUAUAUGUAGCCCUGUACUAUUGGUCCAUUAUUACAUUAGGGUUCUAUUUAGGGUUAGGGUGAACUCAGUGAGAAGGUGGAACAUGACGCCUUCCUCCCAACCAGAUAGUAUAUGAAUCCAUCGACUUCAGCCGAAUAGAUAAAUUUCUUAAAUAUCUUCUUAGUUUACCUAGACAGAUCUGCAUCCUUAAAUAAUAGGUUAGUAAGAGAAAGCUGUUGCAUUUAACCCAGGAAUUUAUGACAUUUUUAAUUUAUUUAAAAAACAGCAACAAUCUCCCAAGUGCUAGUCUCCUGCUGAAGCCGAAAAUUAAAAGAGAACAAUAUACGCAAAAUGGCCGGUUCAUAUGGGAAAUUCCGGGGUUGCCAGCUACGAAUUUAAUUUGAGCGAAAAUGCAACUCUAAAGAUUUUUUAGGGAUCUGUAGGCCCCAGAAGAAGCGUAGCGGGAUAUAUAUCAAGUUAAUUAGUCUUUUGUGUUGUGUACUAAUCGCCUGUAAAAAAAUCUCGCCAAGAGAAAUAGGAACUACAAACAUUUUUUUUUAAUUUCAUACCGAAAUAUUGGUUUAUGUUCGGUUUAGAAUUUGUAAUUUAUGUGUCUGUACGAACUAAAUAGAAAUGUAGCCAACUUUAGCCGCCGAACGCCGAAAAAACAUUGGUCUCUCCACACAUUCCCCCUGAAGGGUGUCCACAGCUGUAUUUGGAAGAAUCUCAGUAUUCAGUGUUAAAAGGAUCAAGCAAAAAUGCUAAGGAAAUAUUCUGCCAAACGUCCCACAACCAGGAAAUAUACAGGUUUAGAUAAAACAGAAACUGCAAUCAAAUCAAACGCCAUAAUUUUUACAUUUUUAUUUUUAAAUUUUAUUGAAUGAAAGCAAACAAUGUCGGAAAUAUCAUCAAAUUGUCGAAUAAGUUUAGAUUUAUUCGAAUUGGUUACCUUUGACACGAAUUAUAGCCUUCAAACGGCCAAUGAAACCGUUACAUGCUGCCCGAAUGUUGCUCUGCGAUAUUUUGGUCCAUUCCCGGCGAAGCGCUUGCUUGAGGUAAUCGACACUUUGGUAUUUUUUAGUGCCAACCUUGCUUUCCAAAAUACUCCAGACACAGUAGUCCAUCGGAUUGAUAUACGCAGAUUUUGGUGGCCAUUGUGCGCUGGAAAUGAAGCGAGGAACCUCAAUUUAUAACCAUUCUUGGGUGGCGCGUGCUGAGUGCGAUGGUGCUGAGUCCUGUUAUAGUGUGCAAGGUCUGCGGCCAAAAUUUGUGCAUGCCCAAGGCUUUAAUACACUCUUCAGAAUAUUAUCACGAUAAUAUUCGUCAUUUAUUCUGAUGUCACUGUCGAUUAAUACGAGCGAAGAGUGACUAUCGGUUGUUAUGGCAGCCCUCACCAUGGCCGGCGCCAACCGAAGGUGCGCAUUUUCAGCUGGCCUCUUUGGCAAGUAGUUUGUUUGUUUACAAACUACUGAAUAACGAAUCUUUUCUCAUCGGAGAAACCCAAAUUCGGCAGUUCACCACUUUCGGCCAAGCGAAGCAACUCUUUAGCUCUCUUAAGUCUAUUUUCUUCCUGUUGCGGUGUAAGUUCUUGCACUUUUUGGAAUUUUAAUCGUUUUACCCCGAGCUCAUUUUUCAAUAUUUUCCGAAUGGAAUAUUGCGAUAUGUUCAACUCACGAGCCAUUUUUCGGCCACUGCGACGCGGGUUUCGAUCAAGUCACUUCUUUGCUUUUCGAACCAUUUCUGGUGUUGUUGCUGUUUUCUUCCGUCCAGUUCCUUGACGUCGGGCUACCCUACCAGCAUCACGGUAACUAGCGAUGGUACGAGACACAAAAGAUUUAUUCACAUUUAAAUGCUGGAGUGCUCUAACGAUAGCCACUUCUGGUUUUCCAGCCGAAUAGAAAGAAAUCACACUAUCACCUUUGAAUUCCAUCACGAAUAACAUUUUUUCUGCAAUUCUCACCAAAAUUCUUUUGUGCGCUUGUAAACAAUAUAAUGAGCUGUCACUGGAUUAAUUGUGACAGCUGUCGGACGAGUUGCUUAGAAAAGACAGCAGUCUGAAACAGUUUUUUUCGUAAAUAAACGUAUAAAUAAACUUAGAAAAAUAAGACUUAUGCUAAGUAUAGAUAUAAUGAGCCAUGGUUAGCCAUAAGAUAUUUAAAUAUUGUUUAAUGAAUUAAUAAAAAAAAAUUACUUGAUACUUGAGAAUAAAGUCG
Messenger RNA from Musca domestica (house fly), 3058 nucleotides. Its product is annotated as alpha-tocopherol transfer protein-like. Gene Ontology annotation, molecular function: phosphatidylinositol bisphosphate binding. The transcript has 3 exons. NCBI's taxonomy places the organism in Eukaryota, Metazoa, Arthropoda, Insecta, Diptera, Muscidae. The coding region runs from base 121 to 687 and encodes 188 amino acids. Gene Ontology annotation, cellular component: membrane. The record is from RefSeq and is a predicted model, not a curated record.